Molecule: messenger RNA, 2559 nt
Organism: Myodes glareolus (Bank vole)
Lineage: Eukaryota; Metazoa; Chordata; Mammalia; Rodentia; Cricetidae
Product: vomeronasal type-2 receptor 116-like
Biological process (GO): G protein-coupled receptor signaling pathway
Cellular component (GO): plasma membrane
Molecular function (GO): G protein-coupled receptor activity
Source: RefSeq, a predicted model, not a curated record
AUGUUCACUUUGAUUUUCCUCAUCUUUCUCCUGAACAUUUCACUUCUUGUGUUCAGGUUCACUCAUCCCCGGUGCUUUUGGAGAAUGAAUCAGAAUAAAGACAGGGAUGAAGACAUGGUGAAAGGUUGUGUCUUUUUCUUUGGAACAUUUCAGUUUCCUGAGGAGAAAGAUUAUUUCAACAAGCUUCUGCAUAUACCAACAGCAACGGAAAUCAACCAAUUUCCACUGGCCAUAGCUUUUUCUGUGGAUGAAGUCAACAGGAACCCUGAUCUUUUACCAAAUGCAUCAUUAGGAUUUGAUUUGCUAGAAGGUGAUUGUAAAACUGUGCCACAAUUAUACAGCCUCUUGCAUUUUCCUGAAGGAAGCCUUGAUAUUCGCCCUAAUUAUCUUUGUGAUGAAGGGUCUUCUUGUGUAUUGAUGCUUUCUGGACCAACCUGGACAGUAUCUGAGAUAGCUGGGACAUACGUAAACAUCUACCCAUUUCAAACGGUUAUUCACCUUACCUAUGGACCUUUCAGUCCCAUCCUGAGUGAUCGUGAACAGUUUCCUUCUGUUUAUCAGAUGGCCCCCCAGGACAUAUAUCUAGCCCUGGCUAUGGUCUCUUUGAUGCUUCACUUCAACUGGAACUGGAUUGGACUGGCCAUUUCAGAUAAUGAUCAGGGUAUUCAAUUUCUCUCAUAUUUGAGGAGAGAGAUGGAAAAAAAUACAGUCUGCUUUGCUUUUGUGAAUAUGAUCCCAGUCAAGACGCAUUCAUACUUGUCAAGGGCUGAAGUGUAUUAUAACCAAAUCAUGACAUCAUCCACAAAGGUAGUUGUCAUUUAUGGUGACACAGACAGUACUCUAGCUGUGAGCUUUAGAAGGUGGCAAUCUCUAGGUAUACAGAGAAUAUGGGUCACCACCUCACAGUGGGAUGUCACUACAUGGAAGAGCGACUUCACACUUAAUUCUUUCCAUGGGACACUAGUUUUUGCACACCACCAUGCUGAGAUUUCUAGUUUUAAAACUUUUGUUCAGACAUUGAACCCUCUCCAAUACUCAGAUGAAUACCUGGCAAGACUGGAGUGGAUGAACUUGAAGUGUGAACUCUCAGAUUCUAAGUGUAAGACCCUGAAGAACUGCAUAUCCAAUGCUUCGUUGCAAUGGCUAAAGGUACAGACUUUUGACAUGGCCUUUAGUGAUGACAGUUAUGUCAUAUAUAAUGCUGUAUAUACUUUGGCUCAUAUCUUCCAUGAGAUGUUACUUCAAGAAGUAUAUAGUGUAUCAAAGGAAGAUGGGAAAGGACAGUAUCCUCAGUGCUAUAAGAUUCAUUCCUUACUGAGGAAGACCCAGUUCACUAAUCCUGUUGGGGACAGAGUGAAUAUGAACCAGAAAGAAAAUCUGCAGGAAGAGUAUGACAUUUUCUAUAUUUGGAAUUUCCCUCAUGGUCUUGGACUUAAGGUGAAGAUAGGAGAGUUUAGCCCACAUUUUCCACGUGGUCAACAGCUGCAUUUAUAUGAAGACAUGAUAGAGCAUGCAACAGGAAGUAGACAGAUGCCACCUUCUGUGUGCAAUGCUGAUUGUGGUCCUGGAUUCAGAAAAUUCUCACAGGAGGGAAUGGCAGACUGCUGUUUUGAUUGCAGCCCCUGCCCACAAAAUGAAGUUUCUAAUGAGACAAAUGUGGAUAAAUGUGUGAGGUGUCCAGAGGACCAGUAUGCCAACAGAGUACAGAACCAGUGCAUUCCAAAAUCUGUGGUCUUUCUGAACUACAAAGACCCUGUGGGGAUGACUCUUGCUUUAAUGGCCUUUUGCUUCUCUACAUUCACAGCUGUGAUUCUUGGGGUGUUUGUGCAACAUCGUGACACUCCCAUUGUGAAGGCCAACAACCGGAAUCUCACCUACAUCUUGCUCAUCUCACUCAUCUUUUGUUUCCUCUGUACUUUGCUCUUCAUUGGGUAUCCCAACUCAGCUAUCUGUAUCUUACAGCAAGUCACAUUUGGAGUUGUAUUCACUGUGGCUGUUUCUACCGUGUUGGCCAAAACAGUGACUGUGCUGCUGGCUUUCAAAGUCACAGCCCCUGGAAAAAGGAAAAGGUCCUUCCUGCUUUCAGGGGCACCUAACUACAUCAUUGUCAUCUGUACCCUCAUCCAAAUUAUUCUCUGUGUAAUCUGGCUUCAAUUUUCUCCUCCCUUUAUUGACCAUGAUGUACACUCUGAGCAUGACCAAAUCAUCAUUGUGUGCAACAAGGGAUCAGAGACUGCAUUCUACUGUGUCUUGGGAUACCAUGGCUCCCUUGCCUUAGCAAGCUUCAUUGUGGCUUUCUUGUCCAGGAAUCUCCCUGAUACAUUCAAUGAAGCCAAGUUGCUUACCUUCAGCAUGCUGUUGUUCUGCAGUGUCUGGGUCACAUUUAUCCCAGUCUACCAUAGCACCAAGGGCAAGGUCAUGGUGGUUGUGGAGGUCUUAUCCAUUCUGAUUUCCAGUGCAGGCCUACUGGGAUGCAUCUUUGUCCCCAAGUGCUACAUAAUUUUGUUAAGACCAGAGAGAAAUUCUCUUCAAAAAUUAAGGGAAAAAACAUCUUUCUGA